Messenger RNA from Balaenoptera ricei (Rice's whale), 2731 nucleotides. It is a transcript of the gene APTX, whose product is annotated as aprataxin. Gene Ontology annotation, molecular function: double-stranded RNA binding; single-strand break-containing DNA binding; DNA 5'-adenosine monophosphate hydrolase activity. The transcript has 9 exons. The record is from RefSeq and is a predicted model, not a curated record. Lineage: Eukaryota; Metazoa; Chordata; Mammalia; Artiodactyla; Balaenopteridae. Gene Ontology annotation, biological process: double-strand break repair; single strand break repair. Gene Ontology annotation, cellular component: nucleus. Bases 73 to 1116 code for a protein of 347 amino acids.
AGCAAGCCUUUUCUCUUGCAGACCAGUGACAGCGGUUCAACAAAGCAAGGAUAUAAUUUCUCUGUGGAAUUAAUGUGGUUCAGAGUAAUGAUGCGGGUGUGCUGGUUGGUGAGACAGGACAAUCAGCACCAGCGAAUUAAACUUCCACAUUUGGAAGCAGUCAUGGUUGGGCGCAGCCCCGAGACCAAGAUCACUGACAAGAAAUGUUCUCGACAGCAAGUACAGUUGAAAGCAGAGUGUAACAAAGGAUAUGUCAAGGUAAAGCAGGUAGGGGUCAAUCCCACCAGCAUUGACUCACUCAUAAUUGGGAAAGACCAAGAGGUGAAGCUGCAGCCUGGCCAGGUCCUCCACCUGGUGAAUGAACUUUAUCCAUAUAUCAUAGAGUUUGAGGAAGAGACAAAGAACCCUGGCCUGGAAACACACAGAAAGAGAAAGAGGUCAGGCAACAGUGAUUCUGUAGAAAGCGAUGCUGCCCAGGAAGCUGAGCCCAGUACAGGACUAGAACCUGGGAGCAACCCUAGCCAGUGCUCUGUGCCUCCAAAGAAGGAGAAAGAUGCAUGCACCAAAAAGGAAUCAUUGGGCCACUGGAGUCAAGGCUUGAAGAUUUCAAUGGAGGACCCCAAAAUGCAGGUUUACAAAGAUGAGCAGGUGGUGGUGAUUAAGGAUAAAUACCCCAAGGCUCGUCACCACUGGCUGGUCUUACCAUGGGCCUCCAUUUCCAGUCUGAAGGCUGUGACCGGAGAACACCUUGAGCUCCUCAGACACAUGCACACUGUGGGGGAAAAAGUGAUUGCAGACUUUGCUGGGUCUAGCAAACUCCGCUUCCGAUUGGGCUACCAUGCCAUUCCCAGCAUGAGCCAUGUACACCUUCAUGUGAUCAGCCAGGAUUUUGAUUCUCCUUGCCUUAAAAACAAAAAACACUGGAAUUCUUUCAAUACCGAAUACUUCCUCGAAUCACAAGCUGUGAUUGAGAUGGUACAAGAGGCUGGCAGAGUGUCUGUCCAAGAUGGGAUGUGUGAGCUCUUGAAGCUGCCCCUCCGUUGUCAUGAGUGCCAGCAGCUGCUGCCUUCCAUUCCUCAACUGAAAGUGCAUCUCAGGAAGCACUGGCCAAAGUGAUUCUGUGGAGCCUGAACUUCUGCAGCAGCAAACAAGCUACCACCAAGGAAUGAGCUUUGGGUCUUAGAGUCUCCUAAUGAGUAGGGUUCUGAUGCUUCCGACUCAGGGAGGGGCUGGUACGUGAGCGGUAUGUAAGCAAUUGUCAAAUGACUCAUCAAAUCAGUGACAUCCUCAAAUGCCUGAGAGUUCCUCUCUUGGCAGUUGCUCUCUACCCGGACCUUGGGGAAGGAAACAGCCUGGGCAUGGGGCAGUGGGAAAGGAGUUCUAGGAUUCUGGGCCACUCACUACUCAAUUCCUUUUACCUGUUCCAUUUUGCAAAUUUAUUUUGAGACCAUCUAUUUCAACUUUGUCAUUUUUUAGAAGGCUACUGGGACUUGGAGGUUUAAAGGGUUCAUUUAGCAAUUUAAACCAGAUCUUGGCCUGUACUGGAAGUCUUCUUGACUCUUCCCAGAUGCGCUCAGGGUACUGACAUCUUAUUUAAGAAUAAGGAAUGGCGUCAGUGCUAAAUCCCACUUGUUUCUUGUCUUGCAUAUUUUCUUUAUCUAAAGGUAGAGUAGGAAUAAAAGGACUUAGGCCUUGCGCUCUAGAGCCCGCAAGCCACAACUAAUGAAGCCUGUGUGCCUGGAGCCCGUGCUCCACAACAAGAGAAGCCACCGCAAUGAGAAGCCCGUGCACUGCAACGAAGUGAAGUUCCCGCUCGCCGCAACUAGAGAAAGCCCGCCCACAGCAAUGAAGACCCAACGCAGCCAAAAAUAAAUAAAAAAAUAAAAAUAAAAAAAAAAGGCUUAGGCUUGUAUUUGAAGCUCAGCUCUGUCACAUGUUAGCUGUGUGACACUGGAGUAGUCAUUUAACCUCUCUGGCCUCAAUUUUAUCAUCUGUGAAAUUGAGCUAAAAUGUGUAAUCCCUGAUUGACUGUGAGGAUUAAACAAGUGUGAACGUGAAAGGCCCAGGUACAGCACUCAUCAAUCCUAGUCUCCUCUGCUAAACUAACCCCAUCUGACCUGUGAGGCCACAGUGAGUAUUCUCUCCAGCAAGUUCUUUUUCCCUUCCAGUCUUGGUUUCUCAUAUUUAAAACCAGGGCUUUGGACUAGAUAAUACUUAAAGUCCCUCCCAGUAGUAAGAGGGACUUAUAACUUGCUUCAGGCUCCAGCUGGUUAGCUUCUAUUGCUGUGUCCCUAAGGUCUCCUUUUAUUCUAAGAUCAAAAUUGGCAGAUGAGCUUUCUAAAAUACAGAGAUUCUUUACAUCCAUGCCCUUAACUGUUAAGUAAGUUUUAAAAGAAGUCUUCAUCUGCCCCAGUUUAUGCUGAUUCUGGACCCAUGGUGGGGAGCAAAGGGCAUGGCUGAAUCUAGGGGUUUAAGUGACAUCAUUAGAACUUUCCCUUUCCAUCUCUUACUUCUGCUUUCCUGUGUUGACUCUCUCCAGGGGGCAACAAAAAUAGCCAUGGGCCUCAGAGAGAGAGAGGACAGUCCUUUUCCUUGACAUUCCUGCCCAAGUAUAGAAAGGACCCUGAGUCUUCUGCUUAGGUCACAUACUCAUCUCUGGACUAAUCACUGUAUCUCUUAGGAGGAGACGUACCCUGGCCAUUUUGAGGAACAGGACCGUCUUGAGGUGAGA